This is a messenger RNA of Polyodon spathula (Mississippi paddlefish), 3936 nucleotides long. Its product is annotated as putative cation exchanger C521.04c. Lineage: Eukaryota; Metazoa; Chordata; Actinopteri; Acipenseriformes; Polyodontidae. Bases 123 to 2393 code for a protein of 756 amino acids. The transcript has 20 exons. Gene Ontology annotation, molecular function: calcium:proton antiporter activity. Gene Ontology annotation, biological process: intracellular calcium ion homeostasis; calcium ion transmembrane transport. The record is from RefSeq and is a predicted model, not a curated record. Gene Ontology annotation, cellular component: endomembrane system; membrane.
AAUGCAAUGCUGUGCUGUUUGAUAAUAGCACAGUUGCAGGCAGUUUGCUUUCUAUUUGUUUGAGCAUGAUAUCCAGUCAGUGAGAAGCAAGGUUACGCUAUUGAUUCGAGUAAGGUGCAAAAAUGUCAGCUGAAGUAAUAGACCCGAAUCGGCGAAGGAGAUAUACUCAUGAUACUUUAGACUUCCCCCGGGAUUCUGACCACAGAGCAGAAAGUCACCACCGAAGGGGCUCCCUCUGUGACAGACACUGUGCAGUUAGUCUCCAUGCAGAGCUGACAGACACACACUCGCCCACAAGCUCCCAGCACAAUUCCCAGAUCACACCCAGAUACAUGGCAGCAGCCAGAUCCUCUGCACUUUGCCACCACUCCUCUGAACUGAUAUGCGAAGGAAGUAUUACUAAGACCACUAUCACAGCAGAGAAUGAAGUGGAAGCUCAUAAACUAUCUAACAACUACAGGUUUGGGUUCAAGAAAUGGAAGAGCCAUGUGACGGAGAGACCCUGGGAAGACAGAUCGGAGAUCGUGAAAGAGCUUUAUUCUGAACUAAACACGAUUAAAACCCAAGCAGGUUCUGUAUUUUGCUUUGGGAAUAUAAUCUAUGUUCUGUUAUUUGGCUGGUGGAUCUUUUUGGCAUAUGUUUUUGUUGGUAUUAUAAUGUUCAUCACCAUUAUAGGAGUCCCUUAUGGUAAACUCUCUUGGAAAUUGGCUGGGUAUUUUUUCUGGCCUUUUGGGAAGUCGAUACAUAAGUCUGGCAGUAUAUUUAGGAAGCAUACAAGGUUCUCUACAUGUGAAGUGAUACCCGAAGUGGACGAGAUUAAAGAGACCACCCCCCUUGUUGGGGGUAACCAAAACCUGCAAGAAAGCCAGCAAAGCCACAGGUCACACGAGGUUGGCUAUUGGUGCCGCGUAAACACAUACCUGUGGCUUUUGCUGGUCUACCCUCUCCUGGUGCUGGUCCAUGGACUGGCCUGCUUUAUCUCCUGGGUUCUGGUGUUCACCAUUCCAGUCUGCAAGAUGAAUGCCAGGACUGUCCGCAUCAUCCUGCUUAUGCCUCCUGAGCAUGUACACGUACGGAAACCAAAAAAGACGGAUGUUGUUUCGGAGUCGGGGGUGAUCUUGUGCUGCUACCAUGCUUUCAAUUCGUACUACUACAAGUACACAGUGGAUGGGAUCAACGUGUUCGCUGUCAACCUGCUGCCACUUGUUAUCGUCAGUCUGGUAUUGGGAUAUGCAGAUGAGAAAAACCGGUAUACAAGUUCUACUGUCAAGUUUGCCAUCUCCCUGUGUUCUAUCAUUCCACUCUCCUAUUACAUUGGAAUGGCGAUCGCCAGUAUUUCAGCACAGAGUAAUUUUGCAGUGGGUGCAGUGAUGAAUGCGACUUUCGGCUCCAUCACUGAACUUACGUUCUACAUCACAGCGCUGAUAAAGGGGUCUCGGGAAGGGAACAAGUGCUAUGAUGAGAUUGUGAAGUCUGCACUGACUGGGACUCUCCUGGGGUGUGUCCUCUUCAUCCCUGGUGUGUGCAUGAUAAUUGGAGGGUGUAAGCACCAGGAGCAGGUGUUUAACAGCAGGUCCGCAGGUGUCAGCUCAACGCUGCUCUUCAUAUCAGUCGGAGGUGCGUUUGCUCCAACUCUCUUCUCUAAGGCUUAUGGGAACUUGGUCUGUCAGGGCUGCACUAACGUCAGUGAGAACGGGACCGGACCCUUCGUCUGCAAAGACUGCCACUAUGACCUGAGUGAAAAUAAUUAUUCAUUAUUUCACAGUCACAUUGAACCACUUGUUUACACGGUGUCUGUGCUGCUCCCAGCUGCUUACCUCGUUGGCCUCAUCUUUACCCUGAAGACUCACUCGCACAUCUAUGACAUUCACGUCAGUGACUGUCCUGUGACAGGUCACCACCACAGCCCUGUUGUUCUCUGGUCUAGGUGGAGGGCACUAAUUAUCCUGAUAGUCGCCACUCUGCUCAUGUCUGCCUGUGCUGACCUGGCAACAGAGCACAUUAGCCCUAUUUUAACCAACUCAAAGGUGUCUCAGUAUUUCAUUGGAGUCACUGUCCUAGCUAUGGUGCCGGAGCUCCCUGAGAUUGUAAAUGGGAUUCAAUUUGCGUUGCACAACAACCUUAGUCUGAGCAUUGAAGUUGGAAGCUGUAUGGCAGUCCAGGUUUGCAUGCUACAGAUCCCAGUACUGGUCCUCUUCAAUGUUUUUUAUCCUGUUGGUUUCAUUCUCAUCUUCAGUGACUUGCACCUCUGGGCCAGUAUGUUCAGUGUGAUCCUCAUGAACUAUAUCUUUAUGGAUGGCAAAUGUGACUACUUCCAGGGAACAGCGUUGGUGGUGGUGUACCUGAUCCUGCUGGCCAUGUACUUCUUUGCUCCUUCACCUGCUGGCUGCUGAAAAGAAAGUUAGAUACAAAUUCAUAGAUUUAUAAUAAAAAACAAACCAAAAAAAUACACAAACGGCUGGGUUUUUACAUUUUAGACUGCAGAAGCUUGAUGUGUUAAGCAGUCCAACCCUUUAAAUGGUAGAAUCCUAUUUUGUUUCAGCCUGUAACGUGCUCUUGACUUGGUUUCCUUACCAGUUAUUGAUUUGUGAUCUCUGUGAAUUGGUUUAAAUGCACAAUGAAAAAAGUGUGUCUAAAAUAAUGUUCACUGACUUUGAGGUGGUUCUUGUGGUAAUAAAAAAAAAAAAAAGAAUACCAAUAAUGUUGCUUACAUAACCUUUUAGAUUUAUUGUCUGUAAUGAUCCUAAAAAUAAUAAUAAAAAAAUGUUUUUCUAAUUUUCAGCUCGCACUACCUAGGUGGGAAUUGUGCAUAAUGUGAUUUUUUUUUUCUUUCUUCUUUUUGGUAUUAAUAUUGUAGGUUUACCACAAAAACUUAUGGAAUUCAACAAUCACAUACAAAAUAAUAAUGUUAGAAAUCAAUUUUAGCACUUGAAGUUUAGAGAAUUCACAGGGAUAAUUUUUUUUUUUUAUUUACUUAUUUCUUAGCAGAUGUCCUUAGCCAGGACGACUAACAAUUGAUCUUUAGAUUGUAUCUUGCUUUGAUAAUGUGAUUGCUGUUUAUAUGUCGGAUCAUAUAAGCAGAUUCAGUAUUUUCUAAGAAUACUGUACAUAUUUUAAUGCCCAGUACUUGUGGCUUGAGUAGCAAAUAUAGCCUAUAGUAAGAGCAUAAUGCAAUGCACUGAAACCCGUUUAUAUUGAGGUGUGUGAAUGUGAAGCUGUUCACUCUUUUAGUAACAGUAAUAAUAAAGUUAGAUGCUAAUUUCUGUGUGCAAAAAACAUUAACUUGUACUGUUUUUAUAUAUAGUAAUUAAUAAAGAAUGUAGAGUAAAUAGCAGGUGUUGGAAAUACUUUAAACAAUCAAGUGUAUAGACUGGAGAUUAAAAGGCGAUUCCUUCUUGUAGCCCAGAACUGGAUGGAAGUACUUGCUGUAACUCUUUGCAUAGCUACUUGAAAAAUCGAAUAAAACCUUACUGAAAACUUAAGGGUUAAGACCGCUAGACAGUAGACACGAUGCGACAAAAUUGAUAGAACCUAUACUUUUCAUACCCCAGACGACACCAGGGUGACGCGACAUAGGGUUGUAUCCUAUGUUUUGCUAUUUCGUCACACAACUAGGGAAUUGAGCAAUGCAUGGAGUGCACCACGGUGAACCAGUGUCCAAAAUGUUGGAGAAAAAAAAAAUACUUGCCGUAGAAAAAUACCCAGAGCUUUAUGACAAAGAACAUCAAACUUUAAAGAUGUAGAGGUGGGAUUCCAGUUUGAAGUAACUGGAUGUGCCUGGUAUGUAUGAUUUAUUGCCAUAUGUUGAAAUAAUGUCAGAGAAGACAUUAUUUCCACAUCAUGUUGACAAAUAUGAACCAGCCUCAAUUAGUCUUAUUUAUAGUUUUAUAUUAUUUUUUGAAUAAAAUGGAGCCCAUUAUAUAUAUAUAUAUAUAU